This is a messenger RNA of Eupeodes corollae, 2292 nucleotides long. Its product is annotated as trans-Golgi network integral membrane protein 2-like. The transcript is spliced from 2 exons. Bases 193 to 1671 code for a protein of 492 amino acids. The record is from RefSeq and is a predicted model, not a curated record. NCBI's taxonomy places the organism in Eukaryota, Metazoa, Arthropoda, Insecta, Diptera, Syrphidae.
CCUGCACAAGGCACCACAACUGACAACUGUCACCUAGCUAUAAAACGGACAAACAGGCGUAAAGAAGUUUUCUUUUUUUUAUCAAAAGAAGAAAAUCUCGGAAUUGUAAAUUCGUCCUCCGCAAGGAAAACCAAUAAAAUACGAAAAACAAAACGCCCAGCAGAACAUAGAAAAAUUAAAAACACCAUUAAAAUGUUCACGAUAUUCUUGUCCAUUGUAUUCACAACUUGCAUUCUCGCCGUACCAGCUCCAGUUCCCAAUAAAACCUCGAAACAAUGGAGCAAAUACAAGGAAUACGAAUCUCUAGAACGUUUCCAUAGUACACUCCUCAACGAAUCCGUUUUGCCCUUCUUGAACGAAUGCUACUCCAACCAGGGUGCCCAGACGAAGGAUGUCGUCUGUUCAAGUUACAUCGAUGCAAUUAUUCAACUCAAUAGCACCAGCUACGCUGUCAACGCACCAACUGUGCUCAGACUUAGGGACCAAGCCAACAUUACGUCGACAUUCUGCGAGGAGAAACACAACUUUCCGGCCAGGAAAGUCUUGCUAGAUGUCCCGCAAAGAGAUUUCAAUAAUCUGGCGGUUUGUGGAAAAUUGUGCUUGGAGGAUGAUGCAAUUACUCCGAAACCAAUUUGUAGAUUUUUGGCAUGGAUGGGCGAUGAGUUGUUGAAGAAGAGUUCGGUUAGCAGCGGUGUCAAGCAUCCAGUUGCAGUUGUUGUGCCACAAUUGCAACCACAGCCGCCGCAGCAGGUAGUUCAUAUCACUCCUGCACCAGCAAAGAUUCCUCAAGCUGAUGUUGCGUCAAAAGCCGUUCAAGUGAUAAAAGUUUUCCCAAAUAAGUCUUUCGAGCCGGUGCAGGUGAAACCCACCGAGACUUCGAGAACCGAUUCACUUGUGGAAAAACCAGUUUUCAAUGCAUCCAAGGUCCCAACCAAAGCUACCCAACCCAAUAGCCUGGCCGAAAUCCCAAUUGUAAACAAACAGCCAAUUGAUGAAGAAAAACAACCAGUGGAAGAAAAACAACCAGUUGAAGAAAAAGAACCAAUAACUGAAGACAAACAACCAGAAACUAAAGAAGGUCCAAUCGAAACGAAAACCCCAAACCAAGAGAAACAAUCUUCAGACGAGAUUGCCAAAGACGAUGCGGCACAAGCGACAAUAAACUCAAGCGCACAGGAACCCAUGAAACAGGGUGGCGUCGUCGGCGGUGGCGAUCCAUCUAAACUCAAACCCGAAAAUGGGGACUCUGAUAUCGCUGACACCGACGAGGACACAAAUGUAGAUGAAAAUGAAAAUGAUUACCUCAAUCCUAGGCCCGAUAAGGUUGAAAUUGCUAAUCCCGACAACGAAGUAAAUCACAGCAGCAAUCAAGAAAUCAUUACCAGUGACGUCAUAACAGCAACAAGCAACAAGAAAAUCGAUCCUUUCCACGAGCAAUCCGGAUCGAAUUUCUUUACGUAUUUCCUAAUCGGAAUGUUCUUGUGCAUUGCUAUGUAUGUGUCUUAUCACAAUAAAUCAAAAAUCCUCGCCCUGGUUUUGGAGGGAAGACGCGGCGACAAGGGUCGCAGUGGCCGUCGGAAGCAUACAGCUGCUUACCGAAAGCUAGAUUCAAAUCUCGAAGAAGCGAUCACAUCCUCGACUCGCGGACGAACAACGCAGAUUAUUUAUUAAACAAAAAAAAACACCGAUAUACUUAUUGGUUUUGAGUUUGGCCGUCCCGGCCCGGCCCGUCCCGCCUGUGUCGUCGUCGCAUGUAUGUCCUUUCUUUGGUAUUUGAAUAUAUUAUAUUAUAGUUUGUGUUGACUUUCUUGUUUCAUUGGUGAAAUAAAUUUGAAAGCAAUAUUAGGAUUUAAAAAAAUAAAAAUAAAAUAAAAAUAGAUACGAGUAACUUGUGAUUUCCUUGACUGUGUCGCGUUGAAUCGCCAUCAACAACAACAGAGAAGGGUCCUUAGAAGAAGAUGGAGAUUGAAAAAUUAAGAUGAAGAACGACAGCAGUAAAGAAAAUGAUUAGGCUACAAAUAAUUUUGCUGUGUUGAUUUUCGUUUUUUAGGUUUUCUGUUUUGUUUGCUAAAUAAUAAUUUUUACUAUAUUAAACACAAAAAUGCAUUGUUUGAAAAAUGUCGCCAUGAUGAUGAUUAUUUAUUAUUUAUUGUUUUAGUCGAUUCGCCCACAAAAAUUUAAUUGAUAACUAAACAUAUGUGUAAUAAUUAUAAAAACCUAUAUCUUUUGUACAUGUUAUAAGGAUUUCAUGAAAUGAAAUAAAAUAAAAACAAAUAAAACUAUAAAAUAAGA